Cherax quadricarinatus is the source of this 1471-nucleotide messenger RNA. NCBI's taxonomy places the organism in Eukaryota, Metazoa, Arthropoda, Malacostraca, Decapoda, Parastacidae. The record is from RefSeq and is a predicted model, not a curated record.
AAUAAUAAUAAUGUUUCGGCAGAAUAUACUGUUAAUGCCAGAGUUGACACCUUAUGUUGAGAGACCAGCGGAUGCAGCGACGGCUGUAGCGGCACAGGACGCCACCCUUGCCUGGACCACCACACUCACUACCUCACACAACAACACUAACAAAUCUAGGCACAAGACUGAGUGUGUGUCGGCAGAGGCUGAGUAUAAGUCAUCAGCAGGUGAUCACUUGCUGCCUCAGCUCACACAUCAACACUACACUGAUAUUCUCUUCAAUAUUAACUUCUCUCUCAAAAAGGGAGAGUUGGUUGCGGUGUGUGGUGGUGUUGGUGCUGGCAAGUCUUCACUGCUCAGUGCACUGCUGGGUCACAUGCACCUCCGCUCUGGUCAAGUCUUCCUUCAAGGAUCUUGUGCUUAUGUUAGCCAGCAGUCUUGGAUCAUCAAUGCUUCCUUCAGGGAUAACAUUCUUCUAGACCUACCAUUUGAUGCUAUGAGAUACUACCGAGUGAUUCAUGCUUGUAACCUGAACCAAGAUAUCGCAACACUGGCUGCUGGAGACUUCACAGAGGUGGGAGAGCGAGGCAUCAACCUCUCUGGUGGACAGAAACAAAGACUGUCACUCGCUCGAGCUAUUUAUGCGAACAAGGAUGUGUACUUGCUUGAUGAUGCUAUGAGUGCUGUUGAUAGUCAUGUUGGUAACCACAUCUUCCAGUGGGUGAUGAAGGCAGCACUGAAGGACAAGACUGUAGUGUUUGUCACUCAUCAACUUCAGUAUGCAGCUGAGUGUGACCGUAUAAUGUAUGUGCGUGAUGGCCGGGUGGUGGAGCAGGGUACACACAGCCAGCUUAUGAAAGAUAAUGGUGACUAUGCUGCUCUCUACAUGACACACAUGAGGACUGUGCACCAGGACAGUGAUCAAACAAGUUCACCUUUGGAAAGUGUGAGAGUACGACAAGACUCAGUUAUGUCACAGGAGAGUGACCAGAGUAGUUCAUACAGCUACCUUGCUGACGGAGGUGCCGGCAGCACUCAUGUACAUCACAGCAAUAUUGAUGAAGGUGAAGGUAAACUGACCACUAAGGAAAGACUGGAUAAAGGUGAUAUUGCAACAUCAACAUAUCAGUACUACAUCAAGGCAGCUGGUGGAUAUGUCAUUAUAACACUGGUCAUCCUCACCUUCAUCCUUAACGUUGGCUCCACAGCUUUCAGUUCCUGGUGGCUGUCACUCUGGCUCUCAGCAGGAAGUGGAGCGGCUGAAAAUAUGUGCUAUCGAAUUCCAGAGUACAUAGAGGCUGAAGGACUGAAACCUGGAACAAGUGUUUCAAUUUGUGACGAAACAGCCUCUUUCUGGAAGAAAGCCAAGAGACCUUCAUUACUCAAGAGGAAAAAGUCAAAGCCAGGACACAAUCCUAAUGAAACAGGCUACGCUAAUGUAUCAGAGCUAAUGCUAGGGGAUUUCAAGUGGAAGCCGUUACAAGAGUAA